AUGGCCAAACCAUCCACCUCUGUCCAGGCUCGCCUCACCCAUCUUCUUAAACACUGGCCCCGGGAUACUGUUCGUCCGGAAGCAGUUUCAGUCCAGACGUACCUGCAACAACGCCUCGCGCAGAUUCCGCAAGACCCGUCGACGUCUAGCACAAAGAAAGCCAUCUCGCCUGCCUCGUUGAAUGCGCUCUCCUCGUUACUCGAAGACCGCUACACGCGACGGUACCCAUUGCCGCAGAAGCUGCGAUACCCGGCGAGCAACCCGAGCCAUUACGACGACCUCGUUCGCGAGUUCGAGGAGGCUCCGAAUCGUGACUUCUGGAAGCGAUUAGGCAAGGCCGUCUCAGGUCUGAUUCGUCUUCGAUAA
This is a messenger RNA of Penicilliopsis zonata CBS 506.65, 366 nucleotides long. RefSeq lists its product as hypothetical. Bases 1 to 366 code for a protein of 121 amino acids. NCBI's taxonomy places the organism in Eukaryota, Fungi, Ascomycota, Eurotiomycetes, Eurotiales, Aspergillaceae. Gene Ontology annotation, molecular function: ribosome binding. The record is from RefSeq and is a predicted model, not a curated record. Gene Ontology annotation, biological process: mitochondrial respiratory chain complex III assembly. The transcript has 2 exons. Gene Ontology annotation, cellular component: Cbp3p-Cbp6 complex; mitochondrion.